Molecule: messenger RNA, 2103 nt
Organism: Nanorana parkeri
Lineage: Eukaryota; Metazoa; Chordata; Amphibia; Anura; Dicroglossidae
Gene: PHF1
Product: PHD finger protein 1
Exons: 14
Coding region: 52-1689 (545 amino acids)
Biological process (GO): chromatin organization; regulation of DNA-templated transcription
Cellular component (GO): nucleus
Molecular function (GO): DNA binding; chromatin binding
Source: RefSeq, a predicted model, not a curated record
UCUCUCUGACUUCCUUUAUGGUUUGUUUCUACAGGUUCUUUUUAAAAUGUGAUGGAGGGAAGGGAGACCCCGACCCGACCUAGCCGUACCACUCCCACCAGCCCCAGGGUCAACCCUGCUCUGGUGAAGCGCCCCCGUUUCCAGACACUGGCUCGCUUCUGGGAGGGUCAAGACGUUCUAGCUCGGUGGACAGACGGACUGCUGUACCUGGGCAUCAUCAAGAAGGUGGAUAGCACACAGGAGACGUGCCUGGUCCGCUUUGAAGAUAACUCCCAGUUCUCAGUGCUGUGGAAGGACAUCUUUCCUCCCGCCGUCCCGGGGAAGGAGCAGCUGUGCUGCGUGUGUAACUCACAGUCGUGUACCUCUGACAAUAAACUCGUGCAUUGUGGGAAGUGCAAGCACGCCUAUCACCAGGAAUGCCAUGUCCCCAGCGUCCCCAGCGAUACAGAUAGUCCCGGCAGUUCCUGGAUGUGCAGACAAUGUGUCUUUGCUGUGGCUACCAAGAGAGGUGGCGCUCUCAAGAAGGGCCCUUAUGCCCGCUCAAUGCUGCACAUGAAACUGUCUUUGCCCUAUCAGUUGAAGUCUUUAGAGUGGGACCCACUUCACUUAACCAAUAAACAACAGUGUUACUGCUACUGCGGGGGGCCUGGAGAAUGGAACAUGAAGAUGCUUCAGUGUUGUCGCUGUCUUCAGUGGUUCCAUGAGGCUUGUACACAGUGUCUGAGCAAACCGCUUUUGUACGGAGACAGGUUUUACGUUUUCGACUGCUCAGUCUGUACGCGAGGUCCAGAAAACGCCUGGAGACUUCCCCUGGCAUGGGUUGACGUCUCUCACCUUGUCCUCUAUCACCUCAGUAUUUGUUGUAAGAAGAAAUAUUUUGAUUUCGAGCGGGAGAUCCUUUCCUUUGUGAACGAGAACUGGGAGAGUCUGUUAUUAGGAGAUCUCACAGAUACUCCUCGAUCAGAACGGUACUCCAAUCUGCUUCACGCUCUGACAGCUCAGAAAGACAGGUUUAUCUCUGGGAAGGAGAUCAAGAAAAAAAAGUGUCUAUUUGGGCUUCAGAGCCGUGUCCCCCCUCCCGCCCCACAGAGUACAGUGACUGAGCUGAGGCUACAGGAGACAGAUGUAAGGAGGAGCCCCACUCCUUGUGUAAGUUCCCUUUCAGGGAGGAUGGGGGUCCUGACACGCCCCCCACACAGAAAAAAGACACCAAGCAUAGCUCAAAGGACACGGAAGGAGAGGCAGAAGCUGCAGAGAGCUGUUACCCAGGAAGCGAUACAAAAUCCACUCAGUCCUAACCAAGAGUAUGUGGGAUACCGCGGCAGCACCUACAACUUCAGACGCACCGGAGCGCGCUGCCUGCAGAGCCCUCCAAUUCGGAUGUUUGCCUCUUUCCACCCCUCUGCCAACACCUCCGGACCCGUAGCUGCUUCUCUGCAGUCCAGUGAGGCGUCUCCUGCAGUCUCAGAAGGUUCCCCCCUGCUGUCUGAAGUUUUGGACUCAUCAGCCCCGGUCGCCUCUCCGAGCAAACCCUCAUCGCCUCCUCCUCGGCCCUCAUCCUCUUCCUCUUCGGAAGGCUGCGAUUGGUCAGAAACUGUAGAGCAGGGAAUGCGCGUGCUGGCCAAGCGGGUCACCGCAGAAGGGACUAUUCAGUACCUGGUGGAGCAUGAGCAAGGCGACAUCUUCUGACCUGACACGCUCUGCCCCCUGUGCGCUACCUUCGCGGGUCCCAACAUGUUGGCUGACUGUAUAUACAGCUCUGCAAGGCUGAUUCUGAACUCUCUGUACACGCGUGUACAUAGCAGUGCUUGUGCUUCUCGUCCCGUCAUGUGUUUUUACGGUGUCAGCUCACGGAGGCUGUGUUACAUGCGUACCGCGGGACGAUUUGAUGAAGGAAAUCCGAUUUGUUUUCUUUUUCCCUCUUUUGCUUUGUUGUAUCACAUCCUUUAGUAGGUGAGAUGGAAGGUAUGGUGUCCUGUCUGGUCUAAGCUCUGGCUUAAGAUGGUGUCCGUGUGUUGAACAGUUGUGCAGGUUCUUGUCUGUUAGCAUCUCCGAGGAACACAUUCAUGUCUGUCAAGGAUUAUUAAAAAACAAAAUGGACCC